CUUUUUAAUACAAUUUAAUAUUCUCUCCAACGUCGUCUGACUAUUGCGGAGUCACUCGAGUAUAACUGAUCAAUACAAUCAGUUUCACACACAAAAAAAGAACAUUCCUACAGUCGUCGGACUCUUCUUCUAUCUUCCUCCGCCGGAUCCUCAGCCCGAUCCGCCGUGUUUUCUGUGUAGCCCUGCCGUUGACACCCCAACGCUCACCAUCACCCACGCUCUUUUGAGGCGGGUCAAGGUGCAGGUGAAAUAAUUGGUGAAGGAAUGACUAGACAAAUUGUGCUGCGGGCAACGCUGUCAUCGGUGUACAGGCGGAAACCGCUACUGAAAAAUCAUGGCUGCUCGUCGAGAAGCGGCGUAACAUGUGCGGAGGUGGCAGGUGGGACGGCGGCGGAGUGUGCAGCAGUGUGCUGCUGUUGCCCAUGUGGGUUGGUGAACCUCCUGGUAUUGGUGGUGUACAAGUUGCCGGCAGGGCUAUGCCGGAAGGCGUUGAGGAGGAAGCGCCGCCGUAGACUGAUCAAGAAAGGGCUUUUGCCACCGCACCAGUGUGGAUGUGACGAGAGUGAACUCCAAAUCCAAUCCAUAUCAGAACAUGGCGUAGAAUCAGAUUCAGACAGGGAUAUAAUUGAACUAGAGAAAGAAAUGUGGGAUAAAUUUUACAGUGCCGGCUUCUGGAGGAGUUCUUCACGAAGAAGUGAAAUUUGAACUGUAAAAAUAUUAUUAUAAUUUACUUCUGUAUUCUUUGUUUUAGUUUGCUUUACUGUGGCUUUCUGGAUUUGUUUUUCCAGUCAAGUAGAGAACUGUUGUUUUUUAGCCAAAAUUAUAAAUUUUAUUAUAAACAAUCACAUUUUAAUGAA
Messenger RNA from Olea europaea var. sylvestris, 857 nucleotides. RefSeq lists its product as uncharacterized. Bases 265 to 705 code for a protein of 146 amino acids. The record is from RefSeq and is a predicted model, not a curated record. Lineage: Eukaryota; Viridiplantae; Streptophyta; Magnoliopsida; Lamiales; Oleaceae. The transcript is spliced from 2 exons.